Musa acuminata AAA Group (dessert banana) is the source of this 951-nucleotide messenger RNA. Its product is annotated as protein TRACHEARY ELEMENT DIFFERENTIATION-RELATED 7A-like. NCBI's taxonomy places the organism in Eukaryota, Viridiplantae, Streptophyta, Magnoliopsida, Zingiberales, Musaceae. The record is from RefSeq and is a predicted model, not a curated record. The transcript has a single exon. Bases 21 to 713 code for a protein of 230 amino acids. Gene Ontology annotation, biological process: plant-type secondary cell wall biogenesis.
CUCGAGUCUCUUCAAACAUAAUGGCCUUCGUCCCGCCUCGAAUGCCACCGCGUCCAUUUGCGCCACCUCCUCCAAAGGUAUCCCCGUCUAUACCACCUCCGCCGAAUCGCCGUAGCCCCCCCCCACCCUCACCUUCGAAGCAAACACCACCUCCACCACCUCGCCGCAGACCCCCGCCACCCCCACCUCCGAAGAAAGCGCCACCGCCACCAACUCGCCGCAGCCCCCCGCCACCCCCACCUCCGAAGAAAGCGCCACCACCACCGCCAAGAAGGAUGGCCCCGCCUCCGCCGAAGCUGCCACCGCUACAGCCGCCUCCGGCACCCGUCCGCCCUCCACCACUGGUGCCGCCGCCACCGAGCCCGAACCACACCGUCAUCAUCGUCGUGUUCGUCUCCCUCGGCGGCCUUCUCCUCCUCGCAUGCCUCGCGGCGGCACUGUUUUGCUGCAUCAAGAAGAGAAAGAAGAAGAUGGCGUUCGCCGUGGACGUGGCGGACCGUGUGCAUGUCCACGAGACUGUCGUUCCAGGACCCCAUGUCCGACAACUGGCGACCCGGUCGAACGACGAAGAUAUCAAAGUCCAUGAGGUGUUCAAGAAGGGCGCGGUGACCGGUGAAGCUUCACUUAGUGAGCCUGCAUCGGGGAAACAACGCUCGAGCAGCACGAUCGGCGGCGCUGGCCCUUCUGUGACGAGUCGCCACCACCUUCUUUAGCACAAAGGCUAGCAGACAACAGAAAUGGUCGCCAAAGCUCUGAGAAAUAUGCAUGAUGGUUGAAUAAGUGUGCUUAUUUGAUUGUGUGCCUGUUUACACUUGCAUUCAUUCCAUUCAUUGUUAUCUGCUGUGUGUGUAUUGUGAUUAUUUAAGAGCUGCAUUCAUUUGCAGAUAAGUAAUUCGGUCCUCGUAUUCAAUUUGGAUGAAUUUUAGAUUCUUGUGGCUACCAUCAAAGUGA